Molecule: messenger RNA, 267 nt
Organism: Anisakis simplex (herring worm)
Lineage: Eukaryota; Metazoa; Nematoda; Chromadorea; Rhabditida; Anisakidae
Source: the annotation of a GenBank genome assembly
GCAGAUGGGAAAGCGAAGAAAAAUGGUAUGAAAAAACGCAAAAAAAAGGUACGUAAAGCAAAGCAACAAGAUAUUGAUAAUAACGUUGAUAAAGGGGAUGAAGCUUCAUUGGCCACAAGUCCAACGAGAACACAACAAGCUAGCUCGAGGCACAGCGACGAACACGACGAGGAUAAGACGGAGGAGAAGCGUCGAAACUACAAAAUUCCACGAGCAUAUAUGGUGACAAGUGAAAAUCCUCUGGCAAUCACCCUCCCACUCGUUUGA